Habropoda laboriosa is the source of this 1740-nucleotide messenger RNA. RefSeq names its product zinc finger protein 135-like. The record is from RefSeq and is a predicted model, not a curated record. Gene Ontology annotation, molecular function: DNA-binding transcription factor activity, RNA polymerase II-specific; RNA polymerase II transcription regulatory region sequence-specific DNA binding. The transcript has a single exon. Gene Ontology annotation, biological process: regulation of transcription by RNA polymerase II. Bases 16 to 1740 code for a protein of 574 amino acids. Lineage: Eukaryota; Metazoa; Arthropoda; Insecta; Hymenoptera; Apidae. Gene Ontology annotation, cellular component: nucleus.
AAAGACUCCGUACCCAUGCAGAUCUGGCAGCACGUCGAUCCUAACGGUAAAUUGCACUAUUCUCUGGUACCAGCUGUUCAAGAUGUCGCUAAAUCCGAAGAAAACGCCGAAUCGUCUCUGUUAUCCGUGAAGAUCGAGAACGAGGAGCAACAGAACAAGGUGGACCACUACGUUGGAUCGUUGCUGCAUCUGUGCGAGGUCGCCAUCGACUUCUGCGCCUGCGACAAGUGCGGAAUGAAGUUUCCCAUGGCGAGCAUGCUGAACAGACACAAGAUGUCCCACAAUCUGAACUCCUGGCUGCGUAGAAAACGACUUGGUACUGGACAACAGUUGAAAGUGACUUCGGGAAGACUCAAUAGACAGGUGCAGUCGCAGAAAUCAUCGGAGAAACGGAAAUACUCUUGCACAUCCUGCGACUUCAGUUGUGGCAGAAGAUCCACGUUGACUGUUCACGUGAGAAAGAAACACAGAUUGUCUACGAUUAAAGAAGAUUCUAGAAGAAUCUCUUGUACAGUUUGUAACCAGAAGUUGGACAGUCAGUCGAGUUUGACGAGACACAUGGAGGAGCACAAGGAUAAAAAGGCGACCUGUUUUUCCUGCAACACUUGCAGCUUCGUCUGCAAAAGAAGCAGCACUCUAGUUUCUCACGUUACUCAGAAUCAUCAGAGGAGCAACAACGAAGACACUUACUCGAGAAAGAGGAGCAAGGUGACAAAAUGCAACAACGUUCCUCUGGAAAAAGACAAGUCGAAGGAGAGCUGUCUUCAGGAUCGAGAUAAGGACGCUUCUUCGUUCGUCUCCUGCACACCUACCGAGUUGGAAUGCAAGAGCGAGUCUUCGAUGACCACUCGAGCAGGAAGAAAGCACAGCAAGAAGCCUGUAGAGGAGCAGUGCAAUUUCUGCGACUUCAAAUGCUCGAAGAAGAGCACCUUGUACUCGCACAAAAGACAGCACAAGAACACGGACACGAGCGAGGUGUACUCUUGCAACGAAUGUACCUUCAAGACGAAUAAAAAGUCGUCUCUGUACUCUCACAUAAAGAGGAAACACAAAGUGCCUAAGUCUUGCACGCCGGAUGGCCAGCCGCAGUUGUUCUACUGCAGCCAGUGCGAGUACAAGAACAAGAACAAGUAUGAGUUAAAGGUGCACGUAGCCAGGAAGCACACGGACGAUUUUAAAUUCUCCUGCGAGACUUGUGGGAAGAAGUUCAAGGUGAAAGGUGAUCUCACCAAUCACAUACGCUUCAGCCACAAGGAGCAGCCGGUUAUCUGCGACGUUUGCGGAAAGACGUGCCUGAACAGCAACUCUCUGUACGUUCAUCAGAAGUUCGCUCACUACAAGGCGAAGUACGAGUGUCAGGUAUGUAAAAGACGAAUGGUCACUCAGGAGAACCUGAACGAGCACAUGAUCAGGCAGCACGAGAAGAGGGAGAACGUGGUUUGCGAGGAAUGCGGUAAAACUUUCUCGAGGAACAGCAGGCUGAAGGUUCACAUGAGAAUUCACACAGGUGACAAACCGUACACCUGUACGAUCUGCAACAAAUCUUUCGCGCGUCGAACCGCUUUGAAGCAGCAUUUGCUGAUUCACACCGGAAUCAGGCCUUACGUGUGCGACAUCUGCGGGAAAGCGUUCACGCAGAAACCGGGAUUGAUCAGUCACAGGAAGUCUCAUCCUGGCUCGCAUCCUCCGCUGCCGAGAGUGUUGAUCGAUCACAUAUUGAACGACGUGAUGAACAAUUGA